UCCCAAACUCCCAUGUUCGUUCUUCGUACCCAAAAAUCCCAAUCUCGUCACAGAUCUCAAUGCCUUGGCAAUUGCAGAUUGAGCUUUUUUUUCUCGCUUACCAUUUUCCCCGUAAAUAUAGCGCCAUACCCAUAUUUACGGGAUUUUCAGGAAUAUGAGAGUUUGAACUAAGCUGAUCUUCCCCCUUUGUGUUGAUUAAAAUCCUUGUGUAGAUUAACGCCUACCUGCACUCCCCCCGGCAGCUACUGUGCUGCACCUUAUCUGCACCUCCCCUGACCUGGCCUAGCUUCUUCCACAAGCGCCUGCGCGCGGCGCGCGUGCACUCAAGCCUAGACUCCACCCACCCCCCAUCUGACCCCUCGACCUCCCCCCAUGUCUUGCUCUCCUUCACAUGUCGCUAUGGCAGAGGCCGGCUUCAAGAGGACAGCCUCUGAGCUAGAUGAGCCCGCGUCUGGGUCGGAGGAUCCUGAAUCGUCGUCGGCACUGUCUUCGCACCCCGCCAAGCGCAGAUAUAUAGAUCAGUCCCACGCUGAAGCUCAGCCGGCAGUUGAUACGGGCUCCCACACAACUACCGCCUCAUCACCAAUCACAGCGGCCAAUGGCCUUUCCAAUCAUCAGCAGCGACAAUUCCAAAAUGGAGAUCCUUCGACGACACAUGCGCCGCCGUUGUCGGGACCUUCGACAAAUCACCUCGAGUCUCCCGGCCGUGUUCAAGUUCCAGAAGCGUUCGACCAAGACCGACUCCGAGGAAUGGAAUCCGGAGAUCUCAUACAGACCAUCCUGGAACUACAGUCAACAUACGAACAUAACAUGAGCAUUAUCUCGGCGCAAUAUGAGGAUGUCUCUAGGCAGUUGGCAGAUAUACGGGCUUGUCUAUCAACCUUGUUAAAGGGGUCGACAGCAAGUCUGGAGGCUGCUUCACGAUGUCUCAAUGCCUCGCCUACUACUUCAACCACUCACACAAUUUCCAAGCCGGUACCGGUCACACCUUUGCCUGUCAUACCGGCGCGCACUGAUCCAAACACAUACAAGCCUGCGAUUCAGCAGACAAAGCUUGUCCCACCAGCGCCAGAGCCUACAACCAGGCGCUCACCGCCUUUGGUCUCGGCGACACCACUAUCCACACCACUUUCCGCCUCGGCGAGGCCGACACCUUCGCCUUCAGUUGAUGCGUCGUUUCAGCGCAUCAACACACCAGCUCGUGUAUCACUCAAGCUCAACUUUCCGGCGGACGGCUCCGUGCCUACCGUUGUGACCUACAGCACCCUCCAUACGGUCGGAGAGGUGUGGGCCGAGUUCAAGCACGGCCUGGACGGGACGCCUCCAAUAGAAGUGAUUGAGCAGCAAUGGGGCUCCCGCUGGCGUCCUGAUCCCAAGGGUCGGACGUGGUUCAGCAGACGCAAAAUUGUCUGGGACAAGGUCCGCGAGCUGAUCCACGACGGCCUGACCGAAGAGGAUGCAGUGGCUGAGGUUGACACCAUGCGCAACGGCAGGAGUGUGCACUGGCUGAUCAACCUCUUGACUAAUGAUCGCAAAGAGAUCAAGGCAAGUUGGAAGGCGGCCGCUGCUGCUGCGAAAGCGGCCAAGGGGAAGAGGUGACGGGGAUGGGCUAAAGACCUUUGGUCCUUGGGAGUUCUCCCACUUUCCUUUGUUCUGAUACCCUGUUGCCAUUUACAUACAUAUGAACGAACGCCAGUGGAAUCCGUUUUUUAUAGUUAUUACUACUGUACGGCUUGUGUUGACUUGGUUAGUUAGGUAUGUGUUGCUAUCCUCCAUCAUGAGAUUAUACCGUUACCAUCUGAACUUCGGUAUACCCAUGAGUGUACUUAUAUAUCACUGUAGAAAAGAUUUGUCACAUUAAGACUAUUGAAAAAAA
This is a messenger RNA of Pyricularia grisea, 1876 nucleotides long. RefSeq lists its product as uncharacterized. Gene Ontology annotation, molecular function: RNA polymerase II cis-regulatory region sequence-specific DNA binding; DNA-binding transcription factor activity, RNA polymerase II-specific. The record is from RefSeq and is a predicted model, not a curated record. Gene Ontology annotation, biological process: positive regulation of ribosomal protein gene transcription by RNA polymerase II. Bases 373 to 1599 code for a protein of 408 amino acids. The transcript has 2 exons. NCBI's taxonomy places the organism in Eukaryota, Fungi, Ascomycota, Sordariomycetes, Magnaporthales, Pyriculariaceae.